Messenger RNA from Ornithodoros turicata, 2547 nucleotides. RefSeq lists its product as uncharacterized. Gene Ontology annotation, cellular component: plasma membrane. Bases 32 to 2482 code for a protein of 816 amino acids. The record is from RefSeq and is a predicted model, not a curated record. Gene Ontology annotation, biological process: protein processing. The transcript has 5 exons. Lineage: Eukaryota; Metazoa; Arthropoda; Arachnida; Ixodida; Argasidae. Gene Ontology annotation, molecular function: metalloendopeptidase activity.
UACCGAGAACCUUCGGAUAGAAUUUUCCAUCAUGAAACCCCACCAACGGCAGAGCCGGUCUAACAUGGACGUUUCGAACAAACAAUCGCCACUGCGCCCAGGAACACACCCUCUGGAACCCGAUGGCAGUCCAUGUCCCGUAAGAGGAUCACUACCUCAAACGCCCAGAGACAGUGGUGCACCUCAUGGCUUGAAACGAGCGCCGCAGCAAAGAAGCCAUUCACCUCACCAAGGAACACGCCGUCUGGAACCUGAUGGCAGUCCAUGUCCUGUAAAAGGAUCACUACCUCAAACGCCCAGGGACAGCGGUGCACCUCAUCGCUUGAAAGGAGCGCCGCAGCAAAGAAGCCAUUCACCUCACCUAGGAAUAACGUCACCAGCGUCACCGGGGAACAUACAUAGGGAUAGCCCUUUGCGUUUCAAGAAAUACGUGUGGCCCGCUCCCGAAGGAUUCGGUAGCCCCGCCUCACCUUCACCAGAUGCCAUCCAGCUUACCCCAUCCGUUACUCCUGCAACAUCAGAACAAGCUUCGAGGACAACGAGCAAACCCCUGAGCCGUUCCCCGGAGCGUCGGAACAUGGCGUAUGCCAUCGUCGUAUUAGCCGUCAUUGUCGGCGCGCUUCUACUCGUCGUCGUGACCAAGCCUUUUGCCUCGCCUCAAAUUAAGGCGUGCAGGACAGAGACGUGCAACAAGUUCGCCGCGAUCGUCGCACUCGUCAACAACUCCGGCGACCCAUGCGAGAACUUUUACCGCUAUGUCUGCGACAGUUGGCAGGGCCAGGACGACAAAUCGGUGCGAAAGGACCAGUUGAACCUGUACAUACGCUACACACUUGAAUCAGCUAGCCGGAUAGUAAUACCAACCUCAGGCCAGACGGGUGAUCAGAAGGCAGUCUCCUUUUACAAGUCUUGCAGGGAUGUCAUCGACGAGAAGAGGAACCAAGUACCGGAGAUAAAAAAGAUUAUGCACGAAGCGAACCUCACCUGGCCGCACUUCACUGAACACCACAGCUUGUUCGAAGCCAUGUUUUGCUCAGAGCGAACGCUGGAAAUGCCUCUGCUGAUCGACAUUAAGUCAAACUCCAAUUCAACUCACAGCAUAGUAACGUUUAGUACACCGGGUAACCUGAAACAUGUUCUAGUCGGUCGGGAGAAGCUUAUGAAAAGAGGAGACUACAGUGAUUUCCUGGCAGUCCUCAUCAAGCAUUUCGCUGUCCCGACAAAGUCACCGAUCACGGCCACAGAGCAGCGAGAUAUUGAAAAGAAGGUACACCUGUCAUCACUGCACGUCGCGCUGUCAUCGCCGGCCUCGACUACAACUGCAAACCUUACCUACAAUCUCAGCGAAGUACGAUGGCCAGGAUACGACCAAGACCGUUGGAAGAAAGCCUUCGCAGAGCACUUGGGAAUUCCCGUUGACGUUAACGGGGUACAAAUAAUCAUCGUUGAAGACGCGUACAUUAGAUUGCUUCGCCUGACACUACAAGACGUCGGAGAGAGCGCGCUACAAUUCCUCGCGGGCUAUUUGAUGGCCCUACACACCUCGGAGUUCGCCAAUAUAGAGCUUAUGCAAAACUACAAACGCUUGUCCGAGCAGGGAACAAGAGAUGCGGCUAUAAGUCAUUUCAUAGCCUUAUGUAAAGAUGUAGUGAUGUAUUACAUGGGCAGCGGUUACAUCCACCCUCACGUCUUGAACUGGCCCACAGCUGAAGAAAUGCGUGAGAUCGUCGACAUUGCCGGCAACGUGGAAAAUUCCUUCAGAGCAAAGUACAAUGUCGUGAGCAGCGUAAGACUCGUCGAUUCCGCUCGCGAUUUUAUUGAUAAACAAAGAAGGCUCGAUAUGAAAGAGAUUUACAAGAACUACAGUGACAUGGGCCCAGAUUUUGUAAAGAACCUGCGAGCAGCUAUUUCGGGCUUUCGGAACUCGCGGAGGGAAAAUAUCAGACUACCAUACAUGAAUAUUAUGGAUUUUAAGGAUUCUCCGUUGUUCUAUUUAAACAAGGACGAGGAGGAGCUUUACUUCUACCCCUACGCGUUCGUGUUUCCAAUGUACGACGUCCAUGGCCCCCUCGUGAGUAAAUACGCUGGAAUCGGGGCAGGGCUGAGCUACGGCUACGCGAAGAUUGCUUUAAGUGAUCAGUUCCAAAUGAACGUUACCUGCAUGACGGAUGCGAAUCCGCACAUGGAUGUCCCAACGAAAAACAUGUUUAUUCGCUCUUUGGCCGUCGAAGAAGCGUGGAGCAGUUUCAAGAGGGCAGACACCGGAGACGACGCAAACAGACUGAAGGUAUCCGCCUUCUCUGAGGAUCAGCUCUUCUUCGUGUUCUUUUGCCACCCCUUGUGCAGAACGGACAACAAAUGGGAGGCCGCGUGCAACGUGCCCUUAAGGUUCAGUGCGACAUUUAGUACCGUCUUCGCAUGUCCUGAGACGAGCUUGAUGAGGGCUGAUCCACUUUGUGUGUCCUCGCAGGCCGUGCAUUAGUUAUUUGCUCUAACCUGCGCCUAUGUGUUGUCUUAUCGCAGUGGAGCAAUAAAUUACUGACCUUA